AAAGGCUUUUAUAAAGUUGAUGAUUAUUUUAAGUACCGCAAUGAAUGAAAUUAAUAGUCGUCGCGUAGCUUUGUUUUAUAACGACUAAUUAUAUGUACCAACCUAUGUCCUACAGACUUUGAAGUUGUAUUUAUUAUUGAAAUACGUAUUAUUUUGGUAAUGAUAUGAUUUAUGUAAAUGUCAUUACUUAUGAUAAAGAACUGGUAAGUUUAUUUCGCUUCUUCUUCUUGUCAGCUAAAAGACAUCCUGAAGAAGUGAUAGAGGAAAAAAUUUUUUUUGGACUAUUCAAAAGUGCUUGUAACAAUCUUACUUGAAUAAAGAUAUUUUCAUUUAAUUUUAUUUUCCUUUCAUAUCAUCGGUUUUUGUUGUUCAAGUAAUACAAUUUUUAAUUUAGUUUAAAAGCCGUUUACAGUGCUUUUUCUUGUGUUCUUCUUCAAAUAGGCCCCCCUGCCUCCGAAAUUAUUGUUUACACGAUAUAUUAUAAGGAGCACUUACAAACAUUCUGGCUAAAUAAAAACAAUAAAAUGGUAAACCAAAUAUUUCGGCAGAAUAUCCGGAAUACUAUUCGGUUAUUCGGUAAUACCACGGCGCAUCUCUAUUAAAUAUAUUUAAACUUCUUGGGCAUAUACCACUACAAAGCAUAGAGCAUAAAGUAUCCAAAACUCCAGUUUGUAUCCUGUGUUUCGUAGUAUCUAUCAAUGUUUACAUUUAAAAAAAAAAACGUCAUUUUUUUUCUUGACAAUUGGAAACUUGUAUUGUAUGUAGCGUUGUUAUUUUCGAGCUUUUUUCGUAUGCGAAAUAGUAAUUAAGUCAUGCUUCCAUCGACUGGUUAUUUUAAAGGUAUUAAUUGUCCGUUUUAUGAUAAUGGGUUAUGUGAACGCCCUUAUUGUCAUUUUCGUCAUGUUAAAAAGGAACUACAAAGCACAUCCAAUGAUACUAUUGAAAGUGGAGCAAUUCUUCAAAAAUUAGUGUCUGCGGCGGUUCAAAAAGUGCUUCAACAAACUGAUUCGGUAGGGUCGACGACUGAGACAGGCGUCACUACCAGCGAUAAAAAUAACUCCCAACCAUCAGCAAAAGUCACAUACAACCCUACUCCCAUUUCUGAAUUGAAAAAGAUAAAUUUAGACUCAGAAAAUAAGGAUGAUGAUAAUGAUAAAAAAAGAAGACAUAUCCCAGUACCUUAUACCCCUCGGAAACCAGCUAGUUUGCCUAUAAAGAGAUCAAUUGAUACAAAUGGUUCUUCUAAACCAUUUAUAUAUAUACCACCUUCAGUCAAAUAUACACCUGGAUUGACUGAUUCAGUUCAACAAGAUCAAUACACUCCAAAAGGAGGAACAGAAUUGGAGAAUAAGUACCUACCUGGAUCUGAGACAGAAAUACCAGAAUACAAACCAAAUGAAACACAGAAUGCAACUAGUAAACAUAACUAUGUUCCCUCCGAUAAGAAUGUCAGUAAAAAGAAAAUACUAGAGUAUAAACCUGCCAAAGUGUCAUCUAAGAAUGAAUCUUCAACGGUAACAUAUCAACCAACACCAAGAUCUUUAGUACCAUGCUUUUCAAGUGAUGAAGAUGAACCAAAUGGUAAGAAGAGAAAACUCUCUGGUGAUCUUAAUGGAUUUGAUGAUUUAGGUCCAGAGUUUGAUAUUUUGGAUCAAAUUCUCGAUGAAGAACAAGCUGUACAAGAUAAUGAAUUGAAAAGUAAAGAAGUACAAAAUAAUGAUAACAGUAAUGAGAAUAAACUGAAAAAAGAAAGCAUAAAAUCAAAUAAAGAUAAAGAUAUUAAAGAAAAGUCUUACAAAAGUUCUAAAAAUGAAAAGCAUGAAAAAUCUAAAAAAGAAGAGUCUUCUAUACAUGAUAAGCAUAAAAACAAAUCCAAAGAACAAGAUAAAAAGUCAAGUUCAAAGAAAUCUAGUAAAGAUUCCAAAGGGGAACAAAAGUCCAAAAGGGAUAGAAAAGAAAUAUAUGACAGUGAAAAGAAACGGCAUUCUAGUUCCAGAAGCUCUCAGGAAUCCUCCAAAAAAUCAAAACAUCAUUCAAAACAUUCAGAAAAAGCUUCUAAACAUUCCGAUAAAUCCAAAAAUGAUUCAAAAAGUAAGAAAAAAUAUGAUCAUCAUAGAAAUCACAAGAGUUCUAGGGAAUCGAAAGAUCAAACCAAACAUAGAAAAAGCAAGGAAAAACAUUCAAAUGAUAAAUCUAAUAGUGACAAUAUUAUAACUGAUGUUUUUGAUUCAAAUUGUGAGGACUUAUAUGAGUUAUCAGAAUCAGAUGAAGAGUCUAGGGCAAUGGAAUGUAAAAGAAUAUUUGAAGAAUAUGUACCUACAGAAAAAAAGUGUCUUGAUGAAGUUGUUGAUAAAAUAGAAAACACAAUAGAAGAUGAAUAUGUACCUACUAAAAAAAGAAUAUCUAGAACUGUGGACAAAAAUAUUAAAGUAAUCCCUAAAGUACCAGUAAAACCAGACUUUAAGGUUAAUGCUGCUCAAGCUAUGUCAGAAAGAUUAGCCAAGGUUAAAGAAUAUCAUGCAUCAAAAAAAUUAGAUACAAUAGAACCCUCAUCUAAUAAAGUGGAGAGUCUUAAAAACGUGAUUGGUACUUCCACUGUUAGUUCUUCUAAAAUUCGUAUUGCACAUGUGCCUUAUGCUUCAACUUUGAUGAAUGCCAAGAAGACUAUAUCACCAAGUGUAAGUAUUUCAAAAAUUGAGCCAUCUACUAGUAUUACAAUAACUCAGACUGUCAAAAAAGGUACCCAAAGAGUAGCUCAUAUGCCAAAUGAGAAAUUCAUUGAUAGACCAGGUGUUCUUGAACCAUUGGGUUCCAAAAUAGCUGCAAAUAUUAGGUCUACUUAUUUAAACAUGAUGAUUGAUGAAUGUUUGAAAAUUUAUGUGUCAGCUGUAGAUGCCUAUGCAAGAGCGCAACAUGAAGAAUUAACAACAAGUAAAAAAUGUUCUACUAUCCAAAUAUAUAAAAACUCUGCAGUCUUGACAGUGAACAGGUUAAGGAAAGAGUUUCAAGAAUGUAAUGGUGUUAAAAAAUCUGGAUCUGAAUGUUUAACUUUACAAAAAAUCCCAGUAGCGCCUAUAGGAAAUUCAAACACUGCUGGUACAUGGAGUAUAGAGAAUAAAAAUAGAAGGAUUGUUGAUAGUUCUAAAGAAUUCACUGGAGCUAAACUAUAUAACAACAUACGUAAGUGGCUUUUGACAGAAGAGCAGUUACAAGAAAACGGAUUUCCAAGGCCACAUCCUAGUGGUGAUAAGGGACGAGCAAUUAUAUUCGGUCAAAAAAAACAAAACCCUCCGAAAGGUUAUAUUAGAACUUGUUGCAGGUGUAAAAAGGAUUACACCGUGGAUAAAAAAGGUUUUGCAGCAGUCAAACAAGAAUGUAUUUAUCAUCCUAAUAAUAAGUAUAGGGUUCGUGGAGAGGUUCGUUAUCAGUGUUGUAGUCAAGAUGGUUUUUCUGAUGGGUGUUGUGUUGCUCCCAGUCAUGUUUAUGAAUAUGUUGAUUAUGAAAAUCUCAAAGGUUAUGUUAAAACAUUGCCACCUGAAACAGAAAAGGAUGACUAUGGUGUAUAUUCACUUGAUUGUGAAAUGUGCUACACUACCCAUGGGUUAGAUUUAACGAGAGUAACAGUAAUAAAUAGUGACUGUAAAGUUAUUUAUGAAACACUGAUAAAGCCAUUACAUCCUAUUGUGGAUUUUAAUACGCGGUAUUCUGGUAUCACAGAGGAACAAAUGGCAGGGGUUAAAACUACAUUACUGGAAGUUCAAGCAACUCUGCUUGCAAUGUUUAAUAAUAAAACUAUCCUUAUUGGACAUAGUUUAGAAUCUGAUUUUAAAGCACUUAAAUUAAUUCAUGAUACUGUUAUAGACACAAGUGUAUUAUUUCCACAUAAAAUGGGUCCUCCAUACAAAAGAGCUCUUAGAAAUUUAUCAUCAGAAUAUUUAAAAAAGAUAAUUCAAAAUUCUGUUGAUGGCCAUGACAGUGCAGAGGAUGCUACAGUUUGUAUGGAAUUGAUCAUUUUCAAACUAAAAGAAGAUUUGAAGACCAGGUGAUGUUUUUAAAAAUAUAUAUUUUUAUUUGUAUUUUAGAAUUUGGGUUAAUUCAUCACAGUUACCAUGGAAUGAACAAAAUAAUACCUAAUAGCUAUUGGAACAUUUAAGAAAACAAUCUUUUAAUAUUUCCUAUUUGAGGUCAUAAGUGACAGAUUAGUUUCCCAUUUCCUUGGGGGCAUGAUUAGAAUCCUAAAUCAUUUGAUAAAAAAAAACGCUAGACACGACAUCGCCUAAUAAUCAAAACUCAUACUCGAAGUGUUCAUUAAUAGUAUAUAGAAACACAGCUAU
Diatraea saccharalis (sugarcane borer) is the source of this 4334-nucleotide messenger RNA. The record is from the annotation of a GenBank genome assembly. Lineage: Eukaryota; Metazoa; Arthropoda; Insecta; Lepidoptera; Crambidae.